AUGCUCGGCUCCAGCAUCCUCGCCGCCCUCGGCGCCGCGGCCCUCGCCCUCGCCGGCACGCCCGUCGAGAGCGGCAACUGGGUCGAGGACAGCCCCAGCUUCUCCAGCCAGGCGUGCGCGGGAGGCACAGUGAGCGGGCUCACCUUCUCGAUCCCCAAGUCGCCCAACGGGGACACGAGCGGCUCCGGGUGCUCCAACGGGCACCUGCGCGCGGAGCGGCGCUACAAGGACGACUACUCGUCGGGGGUGCACCAGUUCGGCGGCACCUUCAAGAUCAAUUCCAUGUCGGGGACGCGCAUCUCCAUCAAGCAGACGUUCAACGGCGACGCGGGGCCGUACUUCAUCCUGGCCGUCGAGCAGGGCGGGCGGCUGUACAGCGUCGAGGGCGGCGCGACGCUCGCCACGGGCGUCGCCACCGUGGGCGCCUCGGUCCGCAUCAACACGGUGCACAACGCGGACAACCACCGCUUCAGCGUCUACGUCAACGGCAAGGAGGCGUUUCGCGACGACAACGCGCCCGGUGGCAGCUUCUACGACAAGAUUGGCGCGUACACGACCAACAGCGGGACGGGCGACAUGAGCAUCACCUGGAGCGACGUGCAGUUCUGGCACCGCGCGUGA
Molecule: messenger RNA, 621 nt
Organism: Purpureocillium lilacinum
Lineage: Eukaryota; Fungi; Ascomycota; Sordariomycetes; Hypocreales; Ophiocordycipitaceae
Source: RefSeq, a predicted model, not a curated record